This is a messenger RNA of Exophiala bonariae, 681 nucleotides long. RefSeq lists its product as uncharacterized. Bases 1 to 681 code for a protein of 226 amino acids. Lineage: Eukaryota; Fungi; Ascomycota; Eurotiomycetes; Chaetothyriales; Herpotrichiellaceae. The record is from RefSeq and is a predicted model, not a curated record. The transcript is spliced from 2 exons.
AUGCAGACUUUUGCUCUUGCCUGUGCAGGACUUGCGAUCCUUCAAGGUGCAAUCGCAAAUCCGAUCGCCUCCCUUGGCCGUCGAGCACUUCUGUCAACGUCUGACGAUUUGCCCUCAUCAAAUGAAGUGCUCGAAGUCAUCUCUGGUGCUCAAGAAAUUGCUAUAUCGAUCAGUGACUCCUCAGACAUCAUCGCCAACGUCAAUGCAGCUUUCGACGACAUCUAUUCAAUUGUGCAGAUUGACAGUUCCGAGCUGGACGGCGCCAGUAUUCCGACUACUACCACUAUCAUUCCCAUUAUUGACAGUGUUAUCUGUCAACUCUUGCUUUGUGAUCGCUCAGUCGUCCUAUCUCCGGGAUCGGGCGUCGUAGACCCAGAGCAAGAAUUUCUUCCUUCAGAAUUGGCGAUCGCAGAGCUGCAAGGCUGGGCAAACGGAACCAUCCCCAUCCCUAGUGAGGUUGCGGAUGUUAGUCUUGAUGCGGAUACGGUAACUCAAUUUGUGGAUGCUGUCUCAGGAAUGGUUAAGAUUUGGAAAAAGGCUUCCGGAAGCACUCCCUCACCGCAGCAGAAGCGCGCGCUCCGCCAAAUUGCUGCUGCAAAAAUGCACAAACGUGUCGCUCCAUUAUUGAUUGGCGCAGUGAUUGGUCUUGCCGUUCUCCUGUGGUCUACAGAGGCUCGCUGA